AUGUCGAGCCAACCUCUCCUCGACUUGGACCCAAACGAAGGGCGAAGAUCCUCCGUCUCGAGCGGCGCGGAGCGUCGACACUCGUACGACACUCUCUCCAAACCAGCCAAGUAUGCCAUUUCCGAGACGAGCGUAGGCUACGGCAGCGACGAAGAAUUCUUAGGGUAUGGUGGGACUCCCAAUCCGUUCCUGCUCCCCGGGGCCUCCGAGCACUGGAGAGAGGUGUACGAAAAGUCGGAAUAUGAGUGUCGGCACGUAUUCGAUCCAGAUAUGACCUGGUCCCCGGCGGAGGAGAAGCGUAUCAUACAGAAACUCGACUGGCACGUCUGCCUUUGGGCCUGUACCAUGUUUUUCGCCCUUCAGGUCGAUCGCGGGAACCUCACGCAAGCCGUAUCGGAUAACAUGCUGGAGGAUCUAGGGCUAAACACCAACGACUACAACUACGGUAACACGAUUUUUCUCGCGUCCUUUCUCGUCGCGGAGCUUCCUCCCAACUCAUAUCCAAAGCCGUCGGACCUGACCGAUGGAUCCCGAUCCAAAUAUGCCUAUGGGCGGGUUCAUCGCCGACAUCGUACUCUGGCUCAGCUACUUUUACACGUCGAGGAGCUCCCCAUCCGGCUCAGCUAUUUCUGGAUGACGCUGUCCGUGACCGGAAUCGCCACCUCCCUGCUGGCCUUUGCGCUGCUGCACAUGCGCGGCAUCAACGGGUGGGGCGGCUGGCGGUGGCUUUUCCUCAUCGAGGGCCUCAUCACGCUGAGCAUCGGCCUCGCGUCCUUCUUCAUGAUGCCGGCCUCGGCGGUGGAGACCAAGACAUGGUUUCGCCCGCGGGGGUGGUUCAACGACCGCGAGGAGCGCAUCGUGGUCAAUCGCGUGCUGCGCGACGACCCUUCCAAGGGAGACAUGCACAAUCGCGAGGCCAUCACGCCCAAGCGGCUGUGGGAGACCAUCAACGACUACGACCUCUGGCCUCUGUAUGCCAUAGGCCUCGUCGCUUACAUACCGCAUGGGCCCCCGUCCAAGUAUCUCACCCUGACGCUGCGGUCCCUCGGGUUCAGCACGUUUAACACGAACCUGCUCACCAUCCCCGUGAGCCUGUUCCACAUGACGAACCUCUUUUUGGUAACGAGGUUAUCGGAACGCCUCAACGAGCGCACGCUGGUGUCUAUGCUCCAGCCGCUAUGGACCCUGCCCUGCAUCGCUGCGCUGUGUUGGUGGCCCGGUCUCGUCGACGACAAGUGGGGCACGUACGUGCUCAUUGUCACGCUGCUCUCUUAUCCCUACUGCCACGCGAUCUUGGUGGCUUGGUGUUCCCGCAAUUCCAACAACGUGGCGACGAGAACGGUGUCUGCGGCGCUGUACAACAUGUCUGUCCAGCUGGGAAAUGUGGUGGACUCGUUUAUUUAUCGGGAUGAUGACAAGCCCUACUACCGCCGAGGCAACUCGCAACUCUUGCUCGUCAACGUGGCCUCGAUUGCCGUAUUCUUGCUCACAAAGGCCUAUUAUGUAUAUCGCAAUCGGCAGAGAGACAUCAUUUGGAAUAGUAUGACCCAAGAGGAAAGGGAUGACUAUGUGCGAAACACCAAAAUUGUGGGAAGCAAGAGGCUAGAUUUUAGAUUCGCCCAUUAG
Molecule: messenger RNA, 1626 nt
Organism: Parascedosporium putredinis
Lineage: Eukaryota; Fungi; Ascomycota; Sordariomycetes; Microascales; Microascaceae
Source: the annotation of a GenBank genome assembly